CGCUUUCCUCCUCCCUUCCGAUCUCCUGUCUGCUUUCUUUCUAUGGCCGCCAUCAGCAGUCCACUCUGCUCUCUCCUCACCUUAUUUAAUUCAUCGAUCUUGCUCCCUUCCUGCAUCAUCUAUAUAUCUCCGCACCGCACAGAAAUUAUACUAUAAGUAUUAUCACCACAAUAUAUAAAAUGUUCAUCUAUCAGUAUUAAUUCUAUAAAUGGAGCUCCCUCUCCUCUCCUCUCCUCUCCUAUAAAUGGACACUCACUAAGCUAGCUGAUCUGAGUAGCAGUAGUAGUCGCGGAAUUGGAAUGGAAGAUCAUAUCAAUCGAUCCAGUGAUAUGAAUACGAAUACGAUGGAGGCCAUUCCUCUGCUGACCCCCUACAAGAUGGGCCAGUUCAACCUCUCUCACAGGGUGGUGCUGGCGCCGUUGACGAGGCAGCGGUCGUACGGCAACGUGCCGCAGCCGCACGCCGUCGUCUACUACUCGCAGCGCGCCACCAAUGGCGGCUUCAUGAUCACCGAGGCCACGGGAGUCUCCGACACGGCGCAGGGCUACACCGACACCCCCGGCGUCUGGACUCCCGGCCAGGUGCACGCCUGGAAGCCCAUCGUCGACGCCGUCCACGCCAAGGGCGCCGUCUUCUUCUGCCAGCUCUGGCACGUCGGCCGCGUCUCCACCAACGCGUUCCAGCCCAAGGGGCAGGCGCCCAUCUCCAGCACCGACCGGGCGGUGCCUCCCCAGGUGAGCAAAGACGGCCACGUCGAGGAGUUCUCCCCGCCCCGGAGGCUCUCCAAGGAGGAGAUCCCCGGGAUCGUCGACGACUUCCGGAAGGCCGCGCGCAACGCCGUGGAGGCCGGCUUCGACGGCGUGGAGGUCCACGGCGCCAACGGCUACAUCAUCGAGCAGUUCCUCAAGGACAGCGCCAACGACCGCACCGACGAGUACGGCGGCAGCCUGGAGAACCGCUGCCGCUUCGCGCUCGAGGUCGUCGGAGCCGUCGUCGACGAAAUCGGCGCGCACCGCGUGGGCGUGCGCCUGUCGCCGUUCACGGACUACAUGGACUGCCACGACUCCGACCCGGAGGCCCUGGCGACGUACCUGGUGCGCAAGCUCAGCGACCUCAACGUGCUCUACUGCCACAUGAUCGAGCCCCGGAUGGCGCUGGUGGAGGGGCGGCGGCAGAUCCCGCACCGGCUGCUGCCGUUCAGGAAGGCGUUCAAGGGGACGUUCAUCGCCGCCGGUGGGUACGACAGGGCGGAGGGCAACAAGGUGGUGGCGGAGGAGUACACCGACCUCGUUUCCUUUGGGCGGCUGUUCCUGGCGAACCCGGACCUGCCAAAGCGUUUCCAGCGGCCGGACGCGGCGCUCAACAAGUACGAGCGCGCCACCUUCUACACCUCCGACCCCGUCGUCGGAUACACCGACUACCCGUUCCUGGACGACGGCGAGGACUAAAUUUUCUUUCAGUUUUUUUUUUUUUUUGAGGCUGCCCUGGCCUGGCCCAGUCACAAAAUGGGAAAGCUUUUCCCUCUAAAAUAAUAUACUCCUUAUUGAGUAGGAAUGAAAAGGGGUCAGAUUAUACAUAUACGAUGUGUAAAACAAUCCUAUUAAAAAACAUAUUUCUUACUUC
Messenger RNA from Phragmites australis (common reed), 1623 nucleotides. Its product is annotated as putative 12-oxophytodienoate reductase 5. The transcript is spliced from 2 exons. NCBI's taxonomy places the organism in Eukaryota, Viridiplantae, Streptophyta, Magnoliopsida, Poales, Poaceae. Gene Ontology annotation, molecular function: oxidoreductase activity; FMN binding. Bases 300 to 1448 code for a protein of 382 amino acids. The record is from RefSeq and is a predicted model, not a curated record.